GCCCCUUUGAACAUCCUCCAUUCAUCCAUCCAUCAUCCUCCUUUUUUGCCUACUGGUGCCGUUGGCCUUGCACGAGCGGUGAACCAGUAUCCAACUCGACUCCUCGCCUCACUGAGCUCAAACCAGACUACGCCGACUGCCCAUCCCAACCCACGCCGCAGACCUGCAUCCAGGGCCGGUUCCGCUGACACAAGAGAGACAGAGACCACUUAUCAGCCUCCAGUUCCAACGACAACAUCAUCUUCUCAACCCUAUUUCCUACCUCCUCUCUGCUCCUGCAAUUUCAUUUCGCAUUACUCACUCCCUUCUCUGGCCUCCACUGCGCACUCGGGCCCUGCAUGACCACGGCGACUUGUCGUGUCCAAGAAAUCCUGUGCACUCCCGUGUAUCCUUGCUUCCUUCACCGCCUUGCAGGUGUGUCAAAGCUACACCGGGUCCUCCUUGUUGCCAAUUCCGGUUCGCUGCCAAUAAUAACUGCUCCUCAUCACCUCCGAAAGCCUCGUUCCUUCGACUUGCGUAUCACCAUAUCCAAUGUCCGAGCGUUGUCCAUCCAUAUCUAGGUCUGAUUGUGCUACAGCCACAACCCGCUCGAGGAUCUCCAGUCGAGCCUGUCGAGGGUUGAUGAGGUAACCCCUCACUGGGCUUAUCACCACCCGUGGACCCCCCACAACAUGGGCAAAGCACAUCACAAUGUCACUUCGCCCUUAACAAAGAUAGAGUCGGAGCCAGGUCGCCACAAACACUUGUUUGGCAUGCGGCAGAAAUUUCAUCGUCUAUUCAGCAAAGAUGAUCACACGCAAAGUCCCAUUGAUUGUUCCGACGAUGACGGCUGGCCCUCCAGCUGGACGCCCUCAGAUCCCUCACGGCCAGAUCCUCCUCGAGUUGGUUUGCCACGGCAAGCCACCUUCAGGCGUCAAAACUCGGAACGCCGAGAACGUCUCUUGCCCGUUGAGCCAGGUCAUGCUGAGCGAAGAGCCUUCUCUUCCACCAGACAGAUCUCGACGUCGUUACCUCGUCCCAGAGCCACUUCAUCUCCGCCGUAUUGGCAGCCAGGGAGAGCGUCUGCCCCCAUCGUAGCCAAUUCCAUCAGGGUCAGCCCAGAAGAUCAAGACUUUGUUCUUCCCACCGUCGUCGCCUUGCCCUCCGAUUCUUCACUCCAGGUGCCGCCACCAGAUCAUGCAUGGCCACCAACCGAUCUUUUGGAUCGUCCACCGCGACCACCCUCAACCACCUCAUCAGAUGCUUCGCAGUAUGCUGCCAUGGCUCAUGAUGACGACAAGGCCGACUUGCGUGCAGAAUUGGAUAGUCGAUGGAUUCUCAACCUCAGUAUGCACUUUAGGGACAAGUCGGACCGAGAAAAGUUCUUCGUUACUUACGCAGAGACCCCUAAUCGUUGGCGCCGUGUCACUGUUUCCUGUGACUACCGCAAUGCUGAGCCGGGAUCAUUGGAGGUAGACUUGAAAGAGCUCCAAUUUCAACGCGACAAGAGUUUACAGAUAUACGAGUCCAUCCGAGACUCAUUACCAGAGAUCCAAUUCUACGAUACCGUCACGAACCUCAAACUGGAGACCACAGAUGGACGCUUACACGUUCACGUCACCGAGGAUGUCCAUGAAAUCAUCCCCUACCCCUCGAGGAGCAUCAUCGCCCACACGUUCGCCGACCCAGAGACCCGUCCCUUGGAAGUUCGGGAGAGUGACCUGAUCUUCGAUUCCCAUUUGUCGGGAUUUGUCUACAAGGUCAAAUAUAAGGGCCAAGUCUACAUCAAAAAGGAGAUCCCCGGUCCAGAUACAGUAGACGAAUUUCUUUACGAGAUCAAUGCUUUGCAUGACCUGCAUGACUCCAACCACGUCAUUCAUCUGGAGGCCAUCAUCCUCGAUGAUGAGAGACAGGUCGUCAAAGGCCUGUUGAUAACCUAUGCUGAAAGGGGAGCAAUCGUCGACCUUCUCUAUGAUCACAAGGGAAAUAUUUCAUGGGAAGACCGUUGUCGGUGGGCCGAAGAUGCCGUUCGAGGUCUCAGUGAGAUACACGAAGAAGGCUACGUCCAGGGCGAUUUUACUCUAUCCAAUAUUGUCGUCGACGAUAAUAACCGCGCAAAGAUCAUUGACAUCAACCGACGUGGCUGUCCCGUUGGUUGGGAGCCUCCAGAGAUUGCCACAAAGAUUGCCAGCAACCAGCGAAUAUCAAUGUACAUCGGCGAAAAGUCAGAUUUGUAUCAGCUCGGUAUGACUCUGUGGGCUUUGGCAAUGGACGACGAUGAGCCUGAAAGACAUGCUCCCUUCAUGAGUGUGCAGGCAUUUCCACAGGAUGUCCCAGAAUGGUACCAAGACAUAGUCAGAAUCUGUUUAUCCACUCGUCCGAGGGACCGCUUGUCUGCCAAGGAUCUGGUUGAUCUGUUCCCUGAAACAAGUUCUACCUCUUCAGAGGGCACACGCCCUUGUUCGAAUAGGCCUCGGUUGAAGCUGUUGAACCCCCAUGACUAUAUUGACCCGGCAGAUGCGGUUGGAAGAGACGACAUCGAACGGCUAGCUCACCAACGGGACCAAAAUCUUACGCCAUACUCACCAGAGAGCUCCAGGGACGACUACUCUUUCACCUAUCCCAAAUCAUCAAAUUAUGAGAUCGAGAGCCAAAGUUCGGCAUACGAGAGGCCGAGGGGGAGACGACCCCCAACAAACUUUGGCCAUUUGGAAAGAAACGAAAGGCGACACUGGAUUUCAUAUGAAGGGGAGACUCCUCGCGUGGAAGAGUCGGAGCCAAAUAUAGUCUCUGUUUCUCCUGGCGGCGACCGUGAUUUGUAUGAUGAGAUCGACGUCAACGGCCAUCCCUAUUUAAUUUCACGUGGCACCUUUAAUGAGGAAGAAAUACGCAUUCUGGAAAUGGCCUCGAAUACUGAUCUCUGCUCCUCCGAGCAAGUCACACCUCAAGGAAGUGGUGCCCCCUCGAUCGAGCGUUUGGAGCGCACGGCAACUCCUGUCAAAGAUACUUCUGUCAGCUCUGAUCGGACACCACGUGGAAGUCGGCUGACGCUACCAAUAUUUUCUCCUUCCGAAGAAGUAAAUUCCACCAGUUCGAUUAUUUCCGACGAAACUGCUCGGUCCUUUGAAAUGGUAUCCACCCAAGGAAGCCCGGAGCAAACCCAGCCUGACACUGGCACGCCGGCGCUAGCCUCACAUGGCCCACCAACGCUGCCAUAUGAUGACAGUGGAUAUGAUGAGCCAUUCAUUGUGUCCGAUCCGACACACGAGGAAGCCAGUGUGACCGAAGACUCACUGUGUUCAGUUCAUUCUGAGGAUUUCAACGUGCUAAUUCACCCGACCGACUUGUCCUUGUCAAGGGCAAUUGAGAGCCAGACUGCCAGGUCUUCUAAAAAUAUCGAGGACCUCAGUAUGUUAAGCGCAGAAAGAUUCGCAAGUCUAGAGGAAGUCCCUGGUGACGCAAGUGGGAAUAUGCUUCUAGGACAGAUGUCUCAGCCAGUCUCUCGCCCCUUUGUGGAAUCUGAUAACGUUGAAGGCCGCGCAAGUUGUUCAGUUACCAAAGGCCAGCUGUCGACAUCGGCCCCUGCCGCAGAUGAUGGUCUCACCCACCACACAGACUUGACCAAAUCACCUCCAGCGACUCAGACUUGCCUUGCUGACUCUACUGUCCAUGGAGCGCCCGUCAACUUGCCACAUAGCAGUGACGAAGAAGUGAAACCAACACAAGCACAAAAUGGUGCAGAGUUAUUGGAUAGCUCUUCUAAGGAAAAGGCUUUGGCCCUUCCAGACGUGCCACAUCGUCAGGUGCCACAGGAAUGAUACCGUCAAUCCUAUCGAUUUGGGUACUUGUGCUCAUUAUUCGCGCUCCUGAGUUGGAAUCCAGCAGGACGAACUGAACAACUCACGAAGUGGUACAAAUCAGGCUCAUGUUGUUAUGGUGAUACACCACUUGUACCUUCGUGGCACACUCCUCGAACUUGAUCAACGUCUGAUGAGGUAGGCCAUGUAAAUACCGACAAUGGUUUCCCAAACGUUUUCAAUCCUUUGGCCGGUUGCCACGAGGUUCAGAAUGGCAUACCGGUAUGGGUUGGUGGAAAGGACAAUGUCACGUGCGAACGACGAGUUUGAUACACCGGAGUGACUACAGAAGUGUCUUUUCAGGCCCUGGCUGCCCGUCCGGACGAUCUACAACGGCGGUAUGAUAAUGAGGGCUAGGUUACUAGUUCCAUGAGAGAUGUGUGUUUGACGAACACCAAAGCCUUGCCUCCGAACCAUAUGAAGAUGAACUGGAUGUCGGAUGACCUGACAGACUAGAAGCUGCCGGCUUUCAAGCCUUUGUGCCAAAGUGAUCGGCGUGCGUGAGCAUGGAACUUGGACUCAACCUCCUGGGCUCGGGAUGACCAAAGAACGUGAGGAUGGUUUGAGUAGCCAAGAACAUGGGAGUCGUCAUUGUAUCUAUAAUUUGGGUGGAGUUUGCAGUGGUGUUUUGAUUAGUUUUGGUUAUUCUCUGGUACCUGAAGUUGAUUUCUGGGCAUUGGUCCUCACCACAACAGUCAACAGGCAACAGUCAUUGGAGCACUUCUGGGAGUGUGGCCGGCAGGCUUUUCCUUCGAGCGCGGCUCUAGGUAGUGAUCUACGAGCAAAUCUUGUUGUCUGUUUGUUUUCCUUGGCGUUUUGACACGACUGAGCGGCUUUUACUCCCAACUUUGAUGUGAGAGCGUGGAAGCCGACGACUGAUAUGACGAUCGAGAUGGCUGUUGAUGGGCUUCAGAGUGUUCCUCGUCUUAUUGCAGUUUCCAAUCACGCCACGACAUUGCCGGCCUGUUGGCCCACGAUACACGAAUCACGACUCACGACACAACUGCAGAAAGGCUGAUGUUGAUGGACAAGAGAAAGAAGAGAUUGAAUCGAAGCAAGAGAAGGUCAUGUGAGUUAUUCUCAUGAACGGGAAGGGCGGACGAGCUGGAUUUUUUUAGACUGAGGCUUGUAUCUAGGCUUUACUCAUGGCUCAGGGGUGCAGGUGGGCGAGUAUAAGCAAGGCGGGCAUUUCGCGGUACAAUAGGCUGAGUAGUAGGCAAGGCAGAACAGAACUUAUCUCAUAGUUUUCCUCUGGGGAUUAAGAAUGUUA
Messenger RNA from Exophiala mesophila, 5106 nucleotides. RefSeq lists its product as uncharacterized. The record is from RefSeq and is a predicted model, not a curated record. Gene Ontology annotation, cellular component: cytoplasm. Gene Ontology annotation, biological process: signal transduction; protein phosphorylation. Gene Ontology annotation, molecular function: protein kinase activity; ATP binding. The transcript has a single exon. NCBI's taxonomy places the organism in Eukaryota, Fungi, Ascomycota, Eurotiomycetes, Chaetothyriales, Herpotrichiellaceae. The coding region runs from base 672 to 3797 and encodes 1041 amino acids.